Mycena indigotica is the source of this 2436-nucleotide messenger RNA. Its product is annotated as OPT oligopeptide transporter. Gene Ontology annotation, biological process: transmembrane transport. Bases 1 to 2436 code for a protein of 811 amino acids. The record is from RefSeq and is a predicted model, not a curated record. The transcript has 25 exons. Gene Ontology annotation, molecular function: oligopeptide transmembrane transporter activity. NCBI's taxonomy places the organism in Eukaryota, Fungi, Basidiomycota, Agaricomycetes, Agaricales, Mycenaceae.
AUGCAAGCGCCAGCACAUAAAAACUGCGCCACAAACUCCCAUGCAUGGCCUGUGCCUCUCGCGGUUGGAAUGGCCACCCAAGCGAUAACGAGUCCCGAUACGCGAAGCAGUGUCUCUGACGAGAAACACACCCCAAGCCCAGUCGAUGAGAAAGGGGGUCUCAAGCGAGACGACAUCGAGACUGCGAAUGAACCAGCGGAAGGCGAGUUCGCAGUCCUUGACGACGAGCGGGAUAUUGCUACCCAUGUGAUCAUGGUGGAAGACGAUGAGAGUUUGAACCCGUGGACUGUCCGUGCAUUCGUCCUUGGUUUGGGUCUAUCUGCCUUCGGUGGUGUCUUGGCCGAAAUCUACUACUUCAAGCCCCAAACCGUGCUGGUGUCGACAAUGUUCCUUGCUAUCAUUGCGUUUAUCAUUGGCAAGGCCAUGGAAAUGAUCCCGGCCGUAGGCCCACUGCGCUACCUGAACCCUCACCCCUGGAAUAAAAAAGAAAAUGCGAUGGUCGUUAUAAUGGCUUCUGCGGCCGCCAACUCAGCGCUAGCCACGGAGGUCCUCGCUGUCCAACGCCUCUUCUACAACUUGACGCCAAACCCGGGAGCCUCUAUAUUUCUGUUGUUUAGCAGUCAAUUGGCGGGCUAUGGGAUUGGUGGUUUAUUCAGACAUGUGCUACUAUACCCGUCCAAGAUGCUCUACCCGGGCGUCAUUCCGUUGAUUUCCAUGUUGGAUGCGCUGUUCAAAGAUGCUAAAGAGGCAGCCAAGAAGAAGCGGUUGUUCUGGAUCGCAUUUGCCGUAAUUUUCUUCUGGGAAAUUCUCCCGGAGUGGAUGUUCCCGCUGCUCACUGGGUUUUCCAUCUUUUGUCUUGCGAACCCCCGAUCCCAAGAUUUCACUCGCAUCUUUGGUGGGUCGAACGGUAAUGAAGGCCUUGGCUUGCUAUCCAUUUGCUUCGAUUGGCAAUACAUAUCUGCAGGCUAUAAUCCGAUGGCAAUUCCACUCAAGGCGCAGUUCUCCAAUUUCAUUGGAUAUGUUCUUUGCAUGGUUGUGUUUGUUGCCGUGUACUACAACAAUAUCUGGAAUGCCAAAACAUUCCCAUUCGUAAAUCUAUUCCACAGUGGUGUCGAGGUGAUCACUGAAUAUUUUCAGUUGUCUCAAGAGCUGUUUUAUGCCAAUGGAUCCCUUUAUGACCAACUGUUGAUCCUUGAUGAAAACCUGGAGGUUGAUCCAACGUUACUUGCUCAGCAAGGCUUACCUUUCUACGCCUCAACAUGGGUUGUUCAACUUCUGGUGACCAAUCUCGGCAUGGCUGCGACUUUCACCCAUCUUCUCCUGUGGAACCGGAGUGACCUGAGAGCGGCAUGGAGCUGGGCGACACCAUCGGCUCUAAAAGCUUCCUGGGCUACGUUCAAUUGGCGGUUCUGGCAGGAGGAUGGGAUGCGCAACGUUCCUAGCAAAGACGACGACACCGUCGAUCCGCAUUAUCGGGAGAUGUUAAAGUAUCCCGAUGCGCCAAACAGUUGGUACUUCGUGACCCUGCUCAUCUCAAUCAUCAUCGCGCUUGUUUUGAUCUACAAGACUGACUCGACGCUGCCUUGGUGGGGACUGCUGGUUUCGCUUCUUCUCGGAACCAUCUCCAUCAUCUUCUUUGGCGCGCUUUAUGCUAUUACGGGGUUGCAGUUCAUCAUACAGCCUUUCGUCCAGAUGAUUGGCGGGUUUAUUCAUCCUGGAAAGCCUGUGGCGAACAUGUACUUCGUGUUGUUCAGCUACAACUCCGUCAUCCAGGCUCAGCUUCUGCUUCGAGACUUGAAGAUCGCCCAAUAUACGAAACUCCCCCCUCGCGCCGCAUUUACUGCUCAAAUUCUCGGCACCCUCUUUGGUGCCGUCCUCAAUUUUGUGCUCAUGAACUCCAUCAUCGACGCUCAGCGACCGAUCCUGCUCUCUGUGGAAGGGACCAAUAUUUGGUCCGGCCAACAGCCACAGCAGUAUAACUCUCAGGCGAUCGCUUGGGGUGGAUUGAGUCAUCAACUUUUCGCUCUAAAUCAACGCUACGAGUGGGUUGCGUGGGCUUACGUUGUGGGACUUGCUGUUCCGGUCCCAUUCUGGAUCGCUUACCGCUACUUCCCCAAACUCCGGACCGACUACCUGUACACUCCGGUCAUUUGUUAUUAUAUCGGCUGGCUAUGCGUAGGUAUCAACUCUUCCGUCUCGUCCUACUUCGUAAUUGCGUAUUUAUCGCAAUGGUGGCUUCGCACUCGCUACCCGCGUUGGUUCACGAAAUACAACUAUGUUCUUGCCGCUGCGCUCGAUGGCGGCACGCAGGUGAUGGUCUUCAUUCUCUCAUUCGCUGUCCAAGGCGCUUCCGGAAAUUCCCACUUGUUCCCACAAUGGUGGGGCGCGAAUCAAAACGGGAAUUACGACCGUUGUGCUGUGGUACCGAGCCCCUAG